UCCAAAUGCAUGGUGUUGAUAGGUUGUAAUGUGAUUUGGGUUGGAGGGCAUAGCGGUUAACAGGAUCCAAACACAAACAUCAUUUCCAUCCGCAUGUUGGUCACCGAAGUCUAAAGCUAAGCAAACGAAACAACUCAGUGUUGAAAAAUGGCGCUGUCGUGUCUCACUCUCACCGUAAACCCAUCUUCAGUGAUCUGGAAAUGCAAAGCGUCCCUUCCCACCGCACCACACGCGCUCGAUGCUACCUACAUCCGACGCGCCGCCCACCUCGCCGACAAAUCCGCCGGCUUCACUUCCCCCCACCCCAAUUUUGGCUGCGUCAUCCUCUCACCCGCGGGCCACGUCGCCGGCGAGGGCUACCUCUACGCUCAGGGUACCGCAGCCGCGGAGGUCCAGGCCAUCGACGCCGCCGGUGAACGCUGCCGAGGCGCCACGGCAUACCUGAACAUGGAGCCCGGCGACUGCCACGGCGACCACAGUGCCGUGUCUGCUCUGUUCCAGGGAGGGGUCAAAAGAGUUGUGAUUGGAAUGAGGCAUCCCCUGCAACAUCUCCGUGGCAAUGCUGUGCGUGCACUCAGAAAUCAAGGACUGCAUGUUGAUGUUCUUGGAGAGGAUCUCACUGGUAAUCUCGUUGAGGAUGCACAGAAAGAGUGUCUUCUUGUCAAUGCACCUUUGAUUUGUAGAGCUGCUUCGCGUGUUCCCUUUUCUGUUCUCAAGUAUGCCAUGACCCUUGAUGGAAAAAUUGCAGCUAGCAGUGGCCAUGCGUCAUGGAUAAGCAGCAAGCAGUCUAGAAAUCUGGUGUUUGAGCUACGGGGUAGAAGUGAUGCUGUUAUUGUGGGAGGAAAUACCGUUCGAAGGGACAAUCCAAGACUAACAGCCAGACAUGGAGGAGGGCAUAUGCCAAUGCGCAUUGUGAUGAGCCAGACUCUUGAUCUUCCAGAGGAAGCAAACCUGUGGGACAUGUCUGAGGUUUCUACCAUAGUUGUAACACAAAGGGGUGCAAGGAGGAGUUUCCAGAAGCUGCUUGCAUCUAAAGGAGUUGAGGUUGUGGAGUUUGACAUAUUAACUCCCCGAGAAGUUAUGGAGUAUUUCCAUGAUCGUGGUUAUCUUUCAAUUUUAUGGGAAUGUGGAGGAACAUUGGCUGCUUCGGCUAUUUCAUCUGGAGUAAUUCACAAGGUUUAUGCUUUUGUUGCUCCUAAAAUUAUUGGUGGAAAGAAUGCUCCAUCUCCUGUGGGAGAUCUUGGGAUGGUUGAGAUGACACAGGCUUUAAAUCUAAUUGAUGUUUGCUACGAGCAGGUUGGACCCGACAUGCUUAUUAGUGGAUUUCUUCAGCCCUUACCAGACGUGAUACCGGUAAUCCCGUCACGUGAUGAAACUUUUGUUGUUGAUCCUACUGUCUCACCAUAUGAGUCAAGUAUCAUAUUUUUCUACAAAACAUGGGAUCUUUACGGUGCAUUGUCAAAUUUCUCUCCUCAUCCCAUUCAAAUACGUGAUGAAAACGGUGACUCUGUGACUUGGUUGAGUGUUGAGCAUUACUACCAGGCUCACAAGUUUGUUGGGGUGGAUGAUCCUAUAGCUCAAGAUUGUGUUGAAAGGAUUAAAUCUGCAAAAAGUCCAGAAGAAGCUGCAAGAAUUGGACGGUCAAUGCAAAAGCAGAAACCUGAUCUGAUAAGAUCUGACUGGGAGAACAUAAAGAUCGAUGUCAUGUACGAGGCACUGAAGUGCAAGUUCUCAACCUACCCUCAUUUGAAAACAUUGCUGCUAUCCACUGCUGGUUCUGUUCUAGUUGAGGCUUCACCACAUGAUCUGUUCUGGGGUGGAGGGCGAGAUGGAGAAGGCUUAAAUUAUCUUGGCAGAUUGUUGAUGAAAUUGAGAUCAGAGUUUCUUGGGGAGUCUUCAUCAUCAAGUGAGACCUCUAGUUUAACUGUAUAGUAUUUUCAAAGAGAAGAGUAACACUAUUUGAUAUAUAACUACAAAACUGUUUGUCGUGUCACACCUUGUUAGUUUAUUGAUCAAGCCUUCUGUUUUUCUUAAGAGGGACUUUCAUCCAAGUCUUCAACAAUGUCAUAUGUUGUUUUUUUUCUCUUUUUCUGGCGUUUUCCAUUUUGACUUGUCUCCUUAAUUACACUUUUCUUACUAAUC
This is a messenger RNA of Vigna unguiculata (cowpea), 2142 nucleotides long. Its product is annotated as cytidine/deoxycytidylate deaminase family protein. The record is from RefSeq and is a predicted model, not a curated record. Gene Ontology annotation, biological process: riboflavin biosynthetic process. Gene Ontology annotation, molecular function: 5-amino-6-(5-phosphoribosylamino)uracil reductase activity; NADP binding; diaminohydroxyphosphoribosylaminopyrimidine deaminase activity. NCBI's taxonomy places the organism in Eukaryota, Viridiplantae, Streptophyta, Magnoliopsida, Fabales, Fabaceae.